GGAAGCAAGUUUUCCUAGAAUUAUUCUCUCUUUGCACACACAGACUAAUCUACUUCAGCAGGGAAAAAAAGUAGCUCCCUCUCCUAAAUGUUUUUGGGCAGUUUUAGGCAACAGAUAUUACCAGUGUGAGAGAAGAUAUUUUGAUCAUUAUGUUGUUUUCAUUUGACCACAGGCACUAAGGAAUUUUACUGCCACAGAGAGCCUGUUUCUGUCCUGACAUGGACCUGGUUCAGUCAGCCUCCCCAGACAUCACAAACAUUCAGGGCUCCUUCAAGAAAGUACCCAGUGUCCUGAGCAGUCCCGUGGAGGAGCCCAAAAAAAGACGUGCUGUCCCCAGUCACCUGCUGGAAUCAAAGAUUUAUUCAGAACAUCAGAGAAGCAGGGUUGUACAGGCUGAGCCUGCUGUGUUGCACUAUGGAGGAUAUGAAGUUGGAAAACAUCACCAACAGAUGCUGAAGCUGAUAAAUAUUUCUACCAAUGCAGUAAACCUUCACAUAAUACCACCCCAGACAAUGUACUUUCAGAUCAAAUACAACAAAACACACCGUCUUGUACCUGGCUUGUCCCUUGUGGUUACUGUUGAUUUUUGCCCUGAUGAAUGGAGAUAUUACUAUGACUGCAUCCGGAUUCACUGUGAGGGAGAUGAUACUUUAAUUGUUCCCAUGCAUGCUUACCCUGCUAUGAAUGUUGUAGAAUUUCCAUCAUUUAUAAAUCUGUCUGAUGUAUCGAUUGGUCAGAGUAAGGAGUAUGUUAUCCCAUUGCAGUGCAGCUGUCCCAUAGAUUUUGAAUUCCACAUUGAUAUUAUUCAGCCUCACAGAGCCUUCACUGUCCAGCCAACAUUUGGAAUCAUUCCAGGCAAUGGAAAAGUCAAAGUAACUGUGAAGUAUUCCCCACUUGAGUAUGGAACAGCUCAAAUGGCAAUGCAGUUACGGAUUUCAGAGUUUCACUCAAAACCCUACGUGUGUGUAUUCACAGGAACAUCAAUACCACAUCUGGCUCUGACAAAAGGCUAUUUUGAUGAACAACAAAGUCAUCCAGAGAAAAAAGCUGUGCCUGGAAAACCCGUGCUGUGGAGAAGAGACCGGGUCAGCCAACUACAGUCGAAGCCUAUUCAAAAACUAAAGGAAAUUGAAUACCAGAACCUCAGAUUCCCCACAGACUUGUCAAAUCCAUAUGCUGUAGCUACUGUUUUGAUUCAGGAGCCAGGCAAAUUGAAGUUAAAGGACAUAAAGGAAGCCCUUUCGCAAGGCAAAGAAAUGAGAAAAACCAGACAGAUGAAGGAUGCUAUAUUUCAACAAAAAGUCAAACAAAAUGUUCAGGAAGAGGAAGCAAAUCAUCUAAAGUGGCAAGUUCAUAAGGGAAGUGAUCCAAUCUCUGUGGAGUUUAAAAAAGAGAUUAUUGAAAACCGACAAAGGGAAGAAGAGCAAUACAAGCUUCAAAGAGGAGAUCCUAUCAUAGGACAGGAGUUUCAGAGGGGUGAAGUAGAAGUUUCCUUCAGACGUGUUACCCGGCAUGUUGACCAGCAACCAAGUGUCCAUCCCACAUUCGACUUGCUCCAUAAUAACCCUUGGGACAGCAGAAAGAGGAUGUUCAGGAAAUUCCAACAAGCAGCAUACAAGAUUUUGGUUCAGAUUCGUCUAAAUCGUUUAUUGCUUCUGUUCCGUGGACUGACCAGGGAAGCCGGAGGUCUGGAGGAAGGGUCUGUGCCUGAAAGCAAGAGUUUCAGCAAAGCAGAGAAGAGUGAAGAACAUAAGGACUUUUCUUUCAGCAUAUCUGAAGAUCGUAUAUUGCCUUUUGAAUUCCCCUUUUUCAGUUCCCGUGAACUAGACAGUUUUUUGGCACCUGAUGCUCUUGGCCUAGUUCCUAUUGAAUCUGUGGACGUGAAAGUCGAACACGUUCUUCCAUUUCAUGACUUGAAGGUUCCUCAGCAUUGCAAAAUUAUGAAGUAUCAGCCAUUUUGUACACACUAUGCAGCUACAAGUUACAAACCUGUAAAACUUUCUCGACCACUGAGGCAGGGAGCCCAGGAUGAAUUGAUUCAAGUAGUUCCUUCUCCUGAGGGGCAGCUCUCUCAGAGGAAAGAUUUUGACAAAAAAGCAGCAGAAGAGGAUAUUAGCCUGUUAGACCUGGUUCCUCCCCGAGCUUUAGUCCACCCAACAGAGAGCAACCCACUUCGCAUUUUUAACCCCAUUCCAGGAUUAGUUCCAUUUUUACUUCCUUUGACCUAUUGUGAAUCAAAUAUUGAAUAUCAUCUUUGUCCUCAUCCAAAAUACACCUUCACCAAGGAAUGUCCCAAAGGAUCCAGUAUUCCAGUCACACAAAAGAAAUUUCUGGAUCACAAGGAAGUGAUUUGUGGAGUAAUGGAAUGGAGAAAAUUCUCACCACUGGAGUAUUCCACUUUUUCUAACAUUGCCACAUUGACAAAUACAACACUGAGGGAUCCUUACAGUUUAGAUAUGCUUCCAAGAGAUGUACCACCAGUGCUGAAUGACUUACCUGAAAGAGACAAAGAGAACAUAAUUGACCAUGAGACAGAUGAAGCUGAGUUCAUCAUGAUUCUUACUCCAGAGAUGGUGAAAGCUGAAUUUCCACAGACUGGGGGUGCACUCUCAGAAAAAGAUGAAGAAGAAUCAGCAAAAAAAGAAAGUGAUACAGUGCUGGAUGGAGCUUUUCCUGGGAGAGUAAUUUUAGACCCACACAAUGGUCCAGAUGGACAUUUUCAACUCCAGAACAGCAAGAACAGAGAGAAAGUUCGAAAACAUCUGGAGACAUUGAAGCUGAAAGCACUCAAUAAAACCCUUAUUCUGGGAUAA
Messenger RNA from Cinclus cinclus, 2813 nucleotides. It is a transcript of the gene CFAP221, whose product is annotated as cilia and flagella associated protein 221. NCBI's taxonomy places the organism in Eukaryota, Metazoa, Chordata, Aves, Passeriformes, Cinclidae. Gene Ontology annotation, cellular component: cilium. Gene Ontology annotation, biological process: cilium movement; cilium assembly. The record is from RefSeq and is a predicted model, not a curated record. Bases 219 to 2813 code for a protein of 864 amino acids. The transcript has 24 exons.